Molecule: messenger RNA, 2120 nt
Organism: Nicotiana tabacum (common tobacco)
Lineage: Eukaryota; Viridiplantae; Streptophyta; Magnoliopsida; Solanales; Solanaceae
Product: protein NRT1/ PTR FAMILY 5.8-like
Biological process (GO): transmembrane transport
Cellular component (GO): membrane
Molecular function (GO): transmembrane transporter activity
Source: RefSeq, a predicted model, not a curated record
CUAGUAUCAUACACUUUAAGUGCUUUUGGUCUAGUGUUCCAUUAUACGUCUCUGAAAAAGUUGAUUAUCUUACGUACUGAAAACUGAGACUUACCUUCUUUUUCUACUUUUAAAUCACUACGGCCUUGUUGGAAUUGAGCCAAUCUAAAUAUAAAGACAUCAUUGGAGUACGGCACUAUAUUAAUACUGUGUGUUUGUUUGUGUAGCACUGACUGAAAUACUAAGAGCAGAUCGAUGAAAGCAACAAUAACAUAUUAUUAACCUCGCUCUCCUCUCCAAUCCCUCCUUUUUUUUCAACUUAUACGAUCAUUCUUUCUAAAUCACCUCAUGGCUGGCGGACAAAGUCGAACAAGUCUCAACAAACCAUGUAUUCUCCUCAUAGUGAUAGCGGGAAUGGAGAGGUUUGCAUUCAAAGGGGUGGCGUCAAACUUAGUGACAUAUCUAACAGAUGUGGCCAAAAUGAGCAAUUCAGCGGCGGCAAAGAAGGUUAACAAUUGGUGUGGUAUUACGUCUAUGCUCCCACUCCUUGUUGCUCCAUUAGCUGAUUCUUAUUUGGACCGUUACACCACUGUACUGGCUUCUUCCUCUCUUUAUGUUGCGGGUCUUUUAGCUUUGACAUCAUUGGCAUUACAAUGGCCAUGGACUAAUUCCGCUGACAAAUCUGGCUUCACUUCAUCCUUUUCUUGGUCUCUGAAUUUAAUUUCACUCGGCCAAGCCGGCUACAACCCCUCUUUGCAAGCUUUUGGAGCAGACCAAUUUGACGAUGAUGAAGAAUUGCCGAGUAGUAAAAAUGAUCAAAGCUCCAAGAAGAAAAGUUCCUUCUUCCAAUGGUGGUAUUUUGGUAUAUGUUGUGGAAGCUUGCUAGGAGUGUCUAUUAUGUCAUAUAUACAGGACACAUUAGGAUGGGGCUUAGGUUUCGCCAUUCCUUCAAUUGCUAUGGCUAUAUCAGUUAUAGUCUUCAGAUUUGGGAACCGAUUUUAUACACACAAGGAUGGAGAAAUUAUUCAUAUUAAGUCAUUGGGAGAUCAUAUAGUUAAAGCUAUUAAAGCAGCUACCUCAAGAUUGACCUGUGGUGAGAUUGCUGUUCCAACAUAUACUAACAAGUCAAAUGUCAGUGAGAUCGAACUUGAAGAUAGACCACUCUGCCAACAAGAUUCAGGGAGCAAAGAUGGCGCAGACAAAAAAUCGGAGAAUGGGAUCAAUUUUGUUAAAAUUCUAAAAGUAGUACUGCCUCUACUACCAGUGUGGACUCUGCUUCUGAUGUUUGCAGUAAUUUUUCAACAGCCUGCAACGUUCUUUACUAAGCAAGGUGUGACAAUGAAGAGAAACAUAGGAAACAAUUUCCGAAUUCCACCAGCUGCGCUUCAGAGUUCAAUUACCAUAUCUAUAAUUCUGCUCAUGCCACUGUACGACACGUUCUUCAUCCCCUUCGUUCGCGUUUUCACAAGUAACGAGAAGGGUAUCACUGUGAUGCAGAGAAUGGGAAUAGGUAUGUUCCUUUCAGUAAUAGCAAUGAUAAUUGCAGCUGUUACUGAAAGAAAAAGACUCGAGAUCAGCAGAAAUUUGGUAACUUCUUCAGAAACUGUGCCAAUGAGCAUAUUUUGGUUGCUCCCUCAAUACAUUCUCCUGGGAAUUUCAGAUAUAUUCACAGUUGUUGGAAUGCAAGAGUUCUUUUAUUCUGAAGUUCCUAUAAAUAUGAGAACAUUAGGCAUUGCCCUUUAUACUAGUGUUUUUGGGUGUGGUAGUUUCUUCAGCUCAUUCCUUAUAUCCGUGAUCGAAAAAUUGACAAGUACAAGAGGAGCAAAGCAGAAUUGGUUCGCUGAUGACAUGAGAAAAGCCCGUUUCGACAACUAUUAUUGGUUUCUGGCUUUGUCAAGUGCAGCAAGUUUUCUAUUAUUCAUGGUUUUCUGUCGAUUUUACAGAAGCAGGACUAUAGUUGAUUAGAGUGUUGGUAGUGACUCUAAGUUGACAGAUAGCUCGUUAUUGUCGAAUGCUGUAUUUUGUGAUGUGACAUAAUGACAUUCAUUUCUAGUUUCUAGGAGAAAUAGAAGGUUCUGUACUUAUUGUAAAUCAUCAAAGAUUGUAUAUAAAUAAGAUAAAUUUUGGAGUUUUUCUUUUUU